Rhineura floridana is the source of this 4611-nucleotide messenger RNA. RefSeq names its product HGH1 homolog (gene HGH1). The transcript is spliced from 7 exons. Bases 311 to 1414 code for a protein of 367 amino acids. The record is from RefSeq and is a predicted model, not a curated record. NCBI's taxonomy places the organism in Eukaryota, Metazoa, Chordata, Lepidosauria, Squamata, Rhineuridae.
GUUAUCAUCUUGUGAGCCGCCUCGAGCACAGGCCGGGCGGGCGACAGGGCGUGCAACGUCCUGCCGCCGCGAGGGCGCAGGUGGCCCGCCUGCCGGGCUCGAGGGAGUCGACUACAACCCCCAGCAAACCCCGCUCUGGGGUGCGCCCUCUGAUUGGCGCAGAGCAUCCGGGUGCGCGGCCUUGCUCCCGCCCCUCGGGCAACUCCUGGCGGGGAUUGGGCGAGGGACCCCGGCACCGGAAGAGAGUCGGCGCGUGGCGGCUGCGGGGAGGCAGAUCCAGACAGCUCUUCCUCUCUCUGGCUACUCCAGCAUGGAUGCACAGCAGGCCCAGGAGCUGUUGGGGUUCCUCCGGCCAGAGGCCCGUUUGGACCUGAAAGGCCAGGCCACCCAGUAUGUUAUGGGGCUAACAGGCAACCCGGAGGGCAGGCAACUGCUGGCCGUGCAGCCGGCCUUUGUGGAAGCCUUGCUGGCCCUGACCAGUGACCUCUCCUUGGCUGUAGCCAAAGAUGCCUAUCACACCCUCAUCAACCUGGCCACAGAGCCAGUUGCCCAUGAGACUCUGAAGAAAGGGAUCCCCGUCAUGCUGAAGCGCCUCCUGGACCCAGGCUUCCCCUUGGCCGACCAGGUCUGCGCUCUCCUCUCCAACCUGUCACGGGAAGAGGCCUCUUCCGGCGACCUCUUGGCGGCCCUGCAGCAGGACGACGUGGGGGGCCUGGUGGCAGUCGUGGAGGCUUUCUGCACUGAAGGGUUCAACGCCAAGGCAUCUUUGCACUACCUGGGCCCUUUGCUGUCAAACCUGAGCCAGCUGUCAGAAGCCCGAAACAUCCUCUUGGACAGAUCCAGGUGUGUGGUGCAGAGGUUGCUGCCAUUCACGCAAUAUGCAGGCUCAGCCGUCCGUCGAGGAGGUGUGGUUGGGACACUCCGGAACUGCUGCUUUGACUAUGGGUACCACAAAUGGCUGCUGAGCGAAGAGGUGGACCUGCUCCCCUUCCUCCUCCUCCCUCUGGCUGGCCCUGAGGAGUUUGCAGAGGAGGAGAUGGAAAGGCUGCCCUUGGACCUCCAGUACUUGCCACCGGAGAAGCAGCGGGAGCCCGACCCCGACAUCCGCAAAAUGCUUCUGGAAGCCCUCAUGCUGCUCACAGCCACAAAGCCGGGGCGGCAGCUGGUGCGAGAGAAAGGCACCUACCUCAUCCUGCGGGCGCUGCAUGUGUGGGAAGCGGACCCAGGUGUCCUGGCCGCCUGCGAAAAGUUGAUUCAGGUCCUCAUUGGGGACGAGCCCCAGGCAGGGAUGGAGAACCUACUGGAGGUGGAGAUCCCUGCCGCUGUGGAGGAGCAGCUGCAGCGCCUGGAUCAGGAGGCGGAAGAGGAGCAGAGCAAGCGCCCGGCGUCCCGCUCAGAAGGGCUGCAGAGAUGAGGGACAGAGGAUCGAGGCAAGGGAGACCUCAGGGACUGUCUCUCUCUCCCCCCCCCACACUUCUUGCCACUGGAACUGGAACCACCGGGUGGAAAGUGGCCCUGCCCUUUGGGGCAAGGAACCUGUGCUGGGAAGCAGCCAGCCGCUGGCUCUGUCACGGAUAACUGGACUGAGCCCCAUUCUGGAAUGGGAUGUGCAGGGGCUGCCCUUGCUCUGCUUGAAGCAGAGUCUGGCUCCUCUUUUCCAGCACUUUGUUCAAGCAGAAGAAGAUGCCCUUCCUGGAACUGGGGAACACCAGGCAGAUCAGUCUGCUACCACCUACAGAAACGGAAAGAUGGGCUGGUAGCCCCACAGACUCCGCUGCCCUCCACAAACGUUUUUGCCAGCACAGAAAGGCCCAGUUCGUAUGUACAGUUUGCCUCUUGAGAUUCUCGCCUUUCUACAGGAGGACAGCCCUGUGUAUCUGGCAACUUCAGGCUGGCUAUAGGGUGCCUGUCCCCACUGAGGCUCUUCAGCUUCUUCAAGUUACAGAACCUACAGCGCUGCAGCUGUGGGAAUGUGCUAUACUCCCUCCCCUUCCACCCCCAAAAGGUGUGUUCCAUAUCAACUGUGUGGGGGCUGAUUUUCAGCAACGGGCCCUUUCCAGAAUGUUCUAAUCUGUGGCCGGAAAGGAGGGGGCUAUUUCUGGCUACUUGGUUGGUCUGUUGGUAACGAGGGAUGCAGCCCUUAGCCCAGGAAGCAUGCCUCUGCUGAGCAGUGCAAGCAGGAAAGAGCACUGUUGCACUCAGGUCUUGUUUUCGGGCUUCCCAUUGGGGCAUCUGGUUGGCCACCGUGAGAAGAGGGUGCUGGACUAGGGGGCUCCCUUUGGCCUCUUGGGUUGCAAGACACCUUCCCAGUCCUCUGCCUGUUCCUUCCGGCUUUUCCCUCUGGAAUAGAGCCUUUGGCCCUUUCACCCUAUGACUCUGCUCUGAGCUGAAAUUGCAGGGAACCUGGUGCCUGGAGGGAGGAAUUCUAGAGACGGGUUGAUCCAGACACAUGCAGAGGCUUAAGGGUGGACAAAGGCUGGGAUACCAUUGGGGGAGUGGAGAGACAGCAAGCCUGGCUUUCUUUCUUUUUGUUUCCUAUAAGUUGUAUGAGGCUCUUGGUGUGGCUCUGAAAAUAGUUGGGAAUCCCUGGCAGCAGAAUAUUGGUCCUUUGGAAACUUUUUGGGGGAUGUCAAAUUGAUGGGGGAGAGGGAGUGACCUUCAGAUGACAGGCAUUCUUGAUUAGAUAGAAUGAAGAGGGAGGAGCUAGAAUUAUUGACACUACCACAGACGGGUUGGCAACCUCCAGGCAGAAGGCCAAGAGAACUCCUAGGCUGAGCCUGGCUGCAGCUGGAUCAGGCCGAGGGGCCCCCACCCAGUCCAGCAUUGUGUGUCCACAAGGGCCAGCCAGGUGCCUCUUCUGGGAAGCCUGCAAGCAGGACCUCGGCACAGCAGCACUCUCCCCUCCUGUGGUUGCCAGCGACUGGCAUUCACAACCAUACUGCCUUCUGACUGGAAGUAAAACAUGUCCAUCAUGGUUGGUAGCCAGAGGUAGCCUUCUAAUCCUUAUUUUAAGCCAUCCAAGGUGGUUGCCGUCACUGCCUCUUGUGAGAGCAAAUUCCCUAGCUUACCUGUGUGUGAAGUUAACCUAUGCGUUGUGUGGAGAAGGACUUCCUUUUGUUGGUCCUCAGCCUUCACCUUCAUCGGAUGGAGAGAAACUCGUUUUCUAAGAAGGCACUCUUGGCCUGCUGGCAUUGCUGCAGUGCCUGAGGGAGCCGUUUCCUUCCUGCCCUCCUCGUGAGCUCCCGCUUGGGGCCACUCGUGGGCCUCUGUAGGGAAAGGGUUGGUGGACUGGUCGGCCCUUUGGCUUGUUCCAAGAGUGCUCUCUUACAUCUCAGGAGGUGGGUGGGUGGAUAGGGAAGAAAGAAAGUCAGUCCUAGCAGGCGAAGGGAGUUGGGGCUCUGUAGGAGGGGUGCCAAAGAAGGAUUGUUGCAGCAUCGGGGACUUUACAGGGGCUGUAUCAGGGGAGAGGCCAAGGCCUUGGGGAAGUGGGCUUAGAGGACCAGAGCAGUUGCGUCCCCGUUGUUUAUCUGGCUGGUUGAAAUGCAGAAAACUUAUGACAUUGAGGGCCAAAGUAGAGGAGACGUUAGUUGUGUGAAUGCAGUUAAGUGUUAUGCUAGGUAGGACGAUUAACUCUCUCUUCUGCCAAGCUCCAGGAAAAAAGGCUUCUCUCUCCAAAGCUGCUGUUUGUAUUUCAGGGAAAGCUUCCAUGUGAUCAGGUCAUUCUGCAAAAGGUUGUUUGGGACCAGUUGCUUGAAGUGACUCUGCAGAGCCCAGCCUGCAGCAGGGGGAGGGUGCGUGUAGAGGGGAUCUGUUUUAAGAUGUGCAUUAAGAAUGGCCUGAAUCAACUGCAAGAAUAUCUGGGCUGUACAAGUGGUACUCAAGAAGAGCAAAUUGUAAACUUAAAAAAGCCUAAAUGGGACACUGCAGAAAAAGGAGUCACUAAUUGAGACGUAGGGCCCCCAGCAUGGGUCAGAAAUACUCUGCUAAACAUGGACCAGCAUCUGAAUGCUCUGUGGGAGGAGAUAAGCGGUUGUGGAAACGUUUCAGCAGCAGCAGCAGCAGCUUUGGAUCAACUGCACGCCGGAAGCAAGACCAGCACUUUCGUGGCGGGGUGGGGUGGAGAAUGACAUGACCCACUCCCCUUUUAGAAGAGAUGUUACAAUAAAGGAUUCAGAAGGCAUGAGAUGUAUAUUCUUCCCGGGUAAAAAGGCUGCCCCCAGGGAGGUGGGUUUUAGGAACUACAUGGGGCAAUACAUACAGGUUUUAGAAAGGAACCUUUAGGGCAGAGAACUUGCUGGGCAAUGGAACAGUUUCCCUGGAGAGCUGGCAGUCGGAGGGUGCUUAGAGGAGGUUGGGGAAGUUGCCAUUCUGUGGGGUUCCCUGGGUUGGUUGCAGGGGGAGAGGUGGCUUAGCCCAGCAGCCACAAUUGCAGCAGAAACAGAAGGUGUCAAACAGGCACGCAGAGCAAUGAUACACUGAUGUAUAUAGAGAAACAGCGGACAACCGCAUGGGUAGAAGCUGGGCAGGCAGAGCAACGGCACUUGGUCAGCAAUGGCUCAGCCGCCUCCCCCCCGCGACGGGGCCGGCCCCUCCUCAGUUCCACAGCAGCAG